Molecule: messenger RNA, 6366 nt
Organism: Plasmodium vivax (malaria parasite P. vivax)
Lineage: Eukaryota; Apicomplexa; Aconoidasida; Haemosporida; Plasmodiidae
Exons: 2
Coding region: 1-6366 (2121 amino acids)
Source: RefSeq, a predicted model, not a curated record
AUGGCUGAGCAGCUGCCGCAUGGGGGGGAGGAGUCCCUGGUGAGCGCGUUGAGCGGCGGCGGCGAGGUAGUCCCCUCUGGCAUCACUCCAGGAAUCACUCCUGGCACCACUCCUGGAAUCGCUCCUGGCACCACUCUUAGCACCACUUCCAACAUCCCAGUGGAAGUCCCAUAUGGCACCACGUCCAACAUCCCCGUGGAUGGCGCGGACGGCCAGAGCGCCCCCGCGCCGGCCACCCCCUCAGUGGACGAAGAGGAUAAGUACGAAUUCUUGAGCUACUCAAAUUACUUUUUCCUAGAGGAACAAAAUUAUGUAAACACGUAUUGCCAAGUGAAGGACGUUUUGAAAAACACCAACCCGACGUUAGGGAGCUUUUUUAAAUACAUCUCUCUCUUGUCUCAUGUGAUUUACUUUGACCAAGUGGAAGAAAAAAAAUUGCUAACGUCGAGUGAGGUGCAGAAUAUUAAUCACAUUUUGUUGAAGAAUGAGCAGAGCAACAUCAGUAGCUGCACAGUUGCUUACAGCUGCAUCGUCCUCCUCCUGGACGUCAUCAAGUUGAGUCCUCACUCGGGCAUAAAAAGUUAUGUCUACUGCCAGCUAGCCAAAAAUGCAAAGAAAAUUGAGGACUUAUUUUUUGCCAUUUAUUCUUUCCAAAAGGGGAAACACCGGGAUCAUUCCUACGUCGUUCGAAAGAAUGAAGCCGUCUUCAUAAGCGACUUUGUAACCCUAAAUGUUAUUAACCUGCUCAAUGGGGAAGACAAGCUAACCAGGAGUUACGGCCUCAAACUGUGUCUCCUCUUCUGCCAACACUUGAGUGUGUGUAAUCAUCUUGUGCAUAUGGUGUUGAAGGUAAUUUUUAAAAAAAUCGAUUUCGAUGAAUUCGCUUUGGCCCUGCUCGUCCUCACACGGUGGACUCCUUUUCUCUCGCACGAUGUUCUCUACCACGUGGUGAGAGGCCUCUACCGGAGUGUGGUGGGGCCGUCCGGCAGGGGUAAGCACCUCCAGCGGAACGCCGGGGGGUCCCCCCCUAACGGAUGCCCCGAAGGGGAGGUGAACCAGGCCAGCAAGCAAAGUCACACAGAAAGCGAUACACAAAAUGACACACAAAGUGACGCACAAAGGGGAGAGCAACCCCACACAGGUGGAGAGCCACCUGCUGGAGAAGGCAAAAAGGGACCCAUCCUGGACGACCCCUUCACCUUCACCAUAAGUAUGUACCUCUCAAAAAUAGCCAACAGAAUGAACGGCAUGGUGCCCUACGUGAGUUAUUUUCUUUUUAGAAAGUUGUGGAAAAUGAUUAACAAGCUGUUCGACGAAGAGGAACCUCUCUGCUCCAGUGAAGGGGUAGCCCUAUUUAUUCUCCGCGCGUACUUUCACAGUACAACUGUAUUGAGCCAUCAAAAUGGGUUCCUCACAAAUCUGCAAAUUGUUUUAAUUAAAUUUCUGUUGAUGGCACCCCAAACGAGAUUGAUGAAGAGGAGACAGCUGACCUAUUUCGCUCUCAAAAGUUUGCUAUUUUUGAUAAAAAAAAAAAGCAUUCAUGUGUUCCCUUUUGUGGAAGAAAUGUCCGGGAGAAGAAACGCUUUCGAUCAACGGGUGAACAGCUUCCACUUUGCCUAUUUCUCCUUCGUGUCCGCCGUCCGAGAGUGCGAAUUGGUGGGCUGGCUAAACCGUCUGCCGCUCUGCCGCGGCGACAGCCCGGCGCUGCUCAUGUUUGUGAAAAUUGUGUACCGCUUUUUUAAGGCAGCCAGUGGGGGAAAUUACCCGACAUGUUCAGGUAAAAAGGGGGAAAAUUACCUGACCCGUUCAGUAAAAGGGGAGAAUUACCUGACCCGUUCAGGUAAAAAGGGGGACAAUUGUCUUCCCCGUUCAGGCAAAAAGGAGCAUAAUUGUCUUCCCCGUUCAGGCAAAAAAGGGGGACCCAUUUCGCCACGCCUUGCUAAUUACUGCAAGGAGGAAAACGCAGAUGAAGUCAGCGCAGGAGAAGUCAUCCCAUCGGGCAGCCAUCCCAACCGCCGCCAAAUGGACUUCCUACCCACUUUGAGUCGAGCGCACCGCGACCCGUUUAUUCACAACUUUGUGUGCACCAUGAGGGAGAGCCUCCCCAUCGAGGUGUUCCACCCGGACAGCUACCCCAAAGGGGAGCAAAAGUUUACACCCGAUUGUACAGUGAAGGAAGAGGAACACCUGCCGAUAGGAAGCGGAGGGGACCAGCUAGCCAAUCCGCCCGAUAAGGAAAAUUCUGACCAACGCGAGGAAAAAAAAAUAUCCAGCGGUGAAAAUGGCAGCGCGGGGGGAGAAGAGAGGGGGCAAUUCUGCUUCACCAUAACGUUGAGCGAUAGCGGGGGGAGCGACGAUGGCGAAGCUGGCGAUGGUGGCCAUUGCGGCGUGCGUGGCGGAGGCGACGGCGCGGGAGAACGCUUCGCACAGGAGAGCCCGUCCAACUUGGCGAAGUCCGACCGGCGUAGUCGACAGCGAAGGGUGGACCUCUUUUUUGAGAGGUUCAUUCAGCUGGCGAAGGAGAGCGAAGAAGCCAGCGACAUCAACGUGAAGAAUCUGGACAUAACGCUGAAGAUAAGGGGAAGGGGGGGGCAGCAGGGAAAGCAGUGGGAGCGGCAGGAAAAGCAGCAGAAACAGCAGCAGGAGGAACCGCUAACGGAGGAGGACCCCAAGGCGGAACGAGAGACCCACCCCGCCAACGAGCGCGCUGACCAAGCGGAGGCAGAACCAGUGAAGGGGCACCACCCCAGAAGGGAAAGUAACGUUCCGCCAAAGAGGGAAGACGGGACGUUGCUCAACAGUAAGCAGCACCACCCCUACAGUGAAGACCCAUCGAAGGAGGACUCAGGAAAAAGCUCCCUGAGCGAUGCCAUUAGCGAAAUAAGUAACGACCAAAACGGUUCACCCAAGCAGAGCACCAAAAGGGAUUCCUUUUACACACAGGUCAGAACAGACAAACGGGGAAAGCUUCGAAAAGAAAUGGUCCUCCUGUACUCUCUCAAGUGGUUGAAGAAAAAUAAAAUAAAACACCACAGCUUUGUGCAGGAGGAUAAUAUAAAGAACUUCAUCUCGGAAGAGUCCUUUUUUCCCCAGUUUAAGAGGGCAUUUUUAAAAAAAAAAAAAAAAAAAUAUAGCCGCCUUGGGGACCGCAGAGGAGUUAACAAGACAUAUAAUUUUGGCGAAAUUCACCACGAAGGUGAGGGACUACCAUCUGGAGAAGGCACCCCAGAGGAUUCGAUUCUACACAGAGUGAUGUUUAUAAGGUUGUUGUUCUUCCUGUAUAGACACACCACUGACAGUGUAGCGACCAAACUGUGCAUUUUAAAAACGCUGACUGUUCUUGGCAAGUAUAUCGUUUGCGAUGAGGACGUGAGGGACUUUGUUAAUUUGUUUAAUUUUUUCUUCCAGUUUUUUGUUCACAAUAAAGGGGAUUCCAAUGUGGAAGCGGAUGCCAUCGGUGAGGUCUAUCGCAUGAGCAAGAAUGGCUACGGCAUGGGUAGAGGUGCCCACAUGGGGGGCAGAUCCAAUUUUCCCAACAGGAGGGGAAGUAAAUACUCACAUAGUGGGACUCACCUGAGCUAUGAUGAUGAGAUAUACACCUGCAGGGGGAUGGGGGGGCCCACUACACCAUCCGACUUGGAAGCCCAGGACGAGACAAAUUUCGACCUCUUCUUAAACGAUCAGCUGCAGCGCAGGUUGAACGAGCGAGCUGGGGAAAGCAACAAUAGCUGCGUUUCCUACCAGCAAAGCGGCGCCUUCAAAAGUGCCAUGCAGACGUGCCUGCUCAGUGUAGCCGCCAACUUGGGGAACUCCGCAAAUGGGCACCUCCUGAAUUGCCUUUUCCAGUCAUUUUGCAGCAACGAGUUUGUUCCCUUCUUUCACCUCCUCUUUACUCUCCGUGCGGAAAAAAUUAUGCACAUUUUGCGGGACCCCUUUUUUUAUUUGCUGAUAGAUGGUCAGGCGACCGAAGAGGAUUCCCCCCGCGGGAAAGCAAGCGGCGAGUAUGGCAUGUCGUCCAACCGCUCCACAGAAGAGGCGAGAAGAACAGCAAAAAGGACUUCCCUCGGCACAGGCGUAAGCCUUGUUAGGGGUAACAGCCGCGCUAAGGGCAACAGUCGCGUUUACUUUCUUAAGCGGAGUAAAUUCUUUCAAACCUUCAACAUUUGCCAGCGCGAGGAUGACCACCCAGCUAGCUACCACAACGUGAGACACCUCUUUCAUCUGGCCCUCGUCAGUUACGGGAAGGGCGAAGAAGUGUCGACGGCCCUGCGAAGGAAGGUCUACGUCUUUCUCAGCAUCUUAAAUCAUAUUUUUUCGUUUAAGGAGAGAGCCACACCAUUUUGGCAUGCCGUCCGGGGGACUCGCCAAAAGGGAAAAAAAAAAAAAAAAAAAAAAAUAUGCACAGGUCAGGCAAAUUUCGCGGGUGAUGGUAGCCAAGUAUUGGGGAAGGAAAACCAAGGGGGCGGGGCGCCUCCCAGGAGGGGCAGCAUUGGCAGCAUUGGCAGCGCUGGAAGUGUUAGAAGCGUUGGAAGCGGUGCUAGCAAUGGCAGCUAUGGCAGCAAUAGCCACGAUAGCUACGACAGCAGCGAUUGCAGCGGGAGUGGGGACACCCCCCCAUCCACGCUCGCCGCGUCAGACGGCCAACCCAGCUCGGCGGAGCGGGACCACCCGUCCGACUGCAGCUCCAUUUCGUCCUUGUCGAACAAGUCCCUGCGGAGGAAAGUGCAAAACGUGUACAGAAAGUUACAACACCAAGAAAGAGUACCAUCGGAAGAAAAUGUCCAAGUAGCCAAUUUAAAAAAAAAUGAAAGUUCGCUUUUUUACCUGUACAGGUCAGGCAAAUAUUGCAUGUGUGCAGGAUUUUACAAACAUGGCUACGCUAUCUUUGGAAAGUUGCUUGUCCUGGCAAACAGUGGAGAUGUAAAGCUGUGGUUCAGAGCCUUAAUGAAUUAUUGCAAAUUUUUCUAUCGAAAGAGGAACAAGUCGUAUGGGGAUUGGAAAUCUUUUUUAAGUCCCACAAAAUUUUUGCUAAUUUCUGAGCAGUGCAUAAAGGAGGUACGCACCUUCCAGCAAAACUUUUUUCUUUAUGGCUUUUUUGUGAAGGUACAAAUGGGUAUCUACCGAGCUGUGGAAGAUCUGCUAACUCUGGUGAGUGACAUUCGGGAUGAAAUAAAUUUCACGCUCGCUUAUUUUGUGUGCAACGUAGAAAGGAUUAUCUCUUCGCUGGUGGAGACCACUCUGGGGAUCCUAACCCUUGCCGGCAUCCGGCAUUUGUUCGCGGGGCUGUCCAAAAGGGUCCUGUUUCUUUAUUUCGCCUUGCUCAAGUCCACGUUCGUGCUGUGCCUUUUCUUGCGGCACAAGGUGAUCCCCUUUUUGUUCCUCAGCCCGUCCUGCGUGCUGAGGGCGCCCCCCCUGGAGAGCGCAAGUAGCGUUGGCAGUGGCAGUGCGGGGAGCGACGAAGGGAGCGCCGAAGGGAGCAGCGGAGGGAGCGGCGGAGGGAGCGGCGGAGGAAACAGCGAGUGGAGCUGCCAACGGAGCGGCGGAGGGAGAGACGAACGCCAAGCUUUGGUCAACAUAGGGAGCUGCACUCUACGCGACCUGGUCCGCUUUUACCUAAACAAGAGGAAGAUAAAACGGAUGCGAAAGAACAUCUUCGCGAAAGAGGUAGCAGACACCCAGGGGAAGAACUUCCCAGACGUCUUCGACCACGUAAUGGCCCUAUGGCAAGUGGCAGCUUCGAAGUUUUUUUUUUAUGAACAUGUUCAGAAGAUAAAGGAGCUUUAUCGUCAGUUCUUUAGAGACGGCAUGGUGAAUAAGAAAAAAGUGCUGGCCUUCAUGAAGGUGUAUUUGGAGGUUGUCUACCGGAUGGACUUGCCAGCUCCCCCCCGCGUGUUUUCCUCGGUGGCAGUCCCCUAUGUCGCCAGCUCGACCUACGUGUACCGAUCGACCAAAGGAAGAGCACCCUGUGAAAUGGAGUCCCUCAAGUGCGUGGGCCGGCUGGUCUCCCCCAAGGUAACAUAUAUAAGGGGCCAUAAGGAGGAAAGAAAGGACCCCUUUUUCGUGGUCACGUGCGUCACCAUAUGUGCCUAUGAUGCUUCACGUCAUCCCUCCCUUUUUCUCCUCUACCCCUUUAAGGCGGCCCCCGUGCGAGACUUUCACUCCUGCAAUGUAAAAUUAAUUUUAAAAAAUAAAGUCAUCAGAGAGGCCAACGUGAGAAGCCAAGGAAUGAAUGUCACCUACACGGCGCACAUCAAAAUGGGGGAGGAUGACUGGAAGCACUUUGGCAUUUUUUUAACUCCCCUCGACAGGAGGAAAAAACUGCUUGGUCAGGCAGCGGCGACUGUUUUGUGUUUUAGGUAUGCCUGA